This is a messenger RNA of Phaeodactylum tricornutum CCAP 1055/1, 2295 nucleotides long. RefSeq lists its product with no specific name. The record is from RefSeq and is a predicted model, not a curated record. The transcript has a single exon. Gene Ontology annotation, biological process: tRNA methylation; RNA (guanine-N7)-methylation. The coding region runs from base 16 to 2259 and encodes 747 amino acids. Gene Ontology annotation, molecular function: protein binding; tRNA (guanine(46)-N7)-methyltransferase activity. Gene Ontology annotation, cellular component: tRNA methyltransferase complex. NCBI's taxonomy places the organism in Eukaryota, Bacillariophyta, Bacillariophyceae, Surirellales, Neidiaceae.
CAAUCUGGCGACAGCAUGGUCUUCGCCAAGCUCUUCGAAGAUACCCAGAAGAGGAAUAGGGAUGAAGCUAAGGUGUCGACGGCUUCGUCGAAUACCGAAGCUGCUUCGCCUCCCAAGUCGCAUUCCGAAACCGUCACCAGAAACAGGAAAUCUGACACGCCUCCUUUGAAAGGAAAGGCUCGAUCUACCGACCACAAUAAGUCUAGUUCUUUGUCGUACAAACGUCACCGUGGUGUCAAUCCGGUGGAACGCCAGAAUGGUUCGAGAAGGAAAGUAGUAUCGCAAGAAGCGCUCUCACUUUCAAGGCAACUACAGGAACUCUCUCGGCAAAAGCGCCUCGACCAAGCCCUCAAGGUCUAUUGGAGUAGUCAGAACGACAAAAUUAGGGACAGUCAUCACGCAUGUAUUGUAGUGGACUGCUGCUCGCGAUGCGGAAUGGUUGAGAAGGCCGAGAAAAUAGUCGCGGACCUGCGCCGAAAAGGUUCAAUCGUAAACGUGGAAACCGAAACAGCCCUUUUGAAAGGGUACGCGCAUAGCGGAAUGCUCCAUGCAGCGAUGGACAUGUUUCGACAGAUGUGUCAGUCCAAGUUUAAUAGACCCAACGUGCGUACAUUGAACACACUAUUAAGAGGAUGCAUGUGGACUGCUUCGACGAAACGCGACGGUCAUGUUGCUGGUGGUGUGAUAUCAAGUGAAGAGGCCUGGCAGCUCUAUACGUCUACAUCGGGCGUCGAUACUCUCGAUUCAUCUUCCUAUGAAUACUCUAUUACACUUUUGACCCAAGCGCUAAGGAUAAAACAAGCGACACGCCGUAUUGAAGACUUCCGAGCUAAGUAUGGUAUCAACCUAAAAGGGAAGGCCAGUUUUAGCGGCGGGGACCAGUCUGGAACAGAAACACUUGCGGUUGCCUACCUUGGUUUGGCUCGAGCUUUUGCUUUACGCGGAGAUUCACCAAAUACGUGGCUAGCCUGCCAGAGAGUUUUGAAUGCCGUCAAACUCUCGCAGACUUACCUGAUGGAACUUGAGCAGGUGGCGUCCAUCGAAUCCAGUGGCAAAAAGAGACGUCGAAUGGAAGCCCAGGGCGGCAAACGUGCUUGGAAGAAGGGCGGUGACGACAAAAGCGAGGAAAAGGACAAUCGUAGGGCAUCAUCAAAUUCCACGUUUCGAACACAUCGUCUAUCGGAAAUUGCAGCAGAGGCGAAAGCUUUGAUUAAAGUUAGAGGGAAGUACAGUGCUGACUUAAAGCCCCAAUCAGAUUUAGCAUCGCGGCUCAUGGUAUCCUUGUUUUAUUUUUCGGGGGGUGGCACAACCAACAUGAUAGCGAAUAAAGAACUGAAGCAACUUACAGCUUCGAAACGAGAAGAUCCCUUUGCCUACAUUAUUCCAACGUGGACUAGCUUUGGCUUGUCAGAACUAACAGAGCGGGCAGAAUCCAUCGUUCAUCUCGACGAAAAUAGCAUUCGAGACGGGAUUGGAAGUGUUGAUGUCAGGGCAUUGCGAGACGAUGGGACUAUUAAUUUUGACACUGUCUUUGGCACCACGGCAAAGGGUCGCCCAUUGGACAUUGAGCUUGGUGCCGGUUUCGGUGACUGGAUUGCUCGACAAGCGUUCCACAGGCCAAAACGAAACCAUAUUGCCGUUGAACUCCGUGCCGAUCGUGUACAUCAGAUCUUUGCGAAAGGUACGUUGCAAGCUACGCAACCGCUCGAUAAUCUGUGCGUUGUGGGUGCGGAGAGUGGUGACUUUUUAAAAGAUCGGCUUCGUUCCGGAUCUCUAGCCACGGUCUUUGUGAAUCAUCCCGAGCCUCCCACACAAACAUUUGGCGGAGACCGGAGUGAGCUCGAGGCAAUCCAAAAAGGAGGGGGAGAACCCGCUCAUAUGCUGACUAGCGGAACAUUGGAAGCUGCCGCGAACAGUCUCCAUUCCGGAGGCCGUCUGGUCAUUGUCACGGACAAUCGCUGGUACGCUCGUCUUCUGGCCUCGACCUUGCUCAAAGUGGUGCGACAAAAGCCGGACCUAUUCCGACCCCCUAGGCCUAAGGAGUUUCAUGCGUCCAAUUUGCACCAAAUGGAAUAUUUUGGGGGCAGCACUGGCCAAGCAGGUGUCCCAUUGUACGAAGGACAGCCUAACGAAGGCAUUGGUCACGUCAAGUACGAUGUCAGCACAGGCGCCAGCUACUUUGAUCGGCUCUGGAAAAGCGGUGCAGGCUUGCAUGCGGAACGGCAAACGAGGUUCAUCCUCAUCAUGUACCGAUGUUAGAGUCACAUUAACUGUAAGCAUAUGUUGAUUCAUACU